AUGGAUUUGAUGUUGGAAACUGGGAAGAACAGCUUCUUCUCUGAGGGUCAACGCUCGCACCUACCCCCGCUUGGCCCCACCGCGCUCACCUGGCCGCCGCCGACCCACCACUGCCGGGCCGCCCCGCCGCUGCCAAGCCGCCGCAGCAUCUCCCUCGCCGCUCCCGCCGCCUUGGCCCACCGCCAUCCGCUGCCCCCGCCCAACUCGACCUCCGCGCGCGCGGCCGCCCAUCCAGGCCUGCCUCCUCACGCGCUCAACCACCAGGCCGCGCCCAACCUCCGCUCCGUUCCCUCCACGCGCGCGACCCCGGCCAAGCUAGCCCGGCCCGCUCUGCGCGAUCCCCCGGCCCCCGGCCCGCUCCCGCGCGAGCCCCACCAGGACGGACCGCCGCCGCUCACCCCGCGCUGCGCCAAGCUCGGCCGCCUCCACUCGAUCCGCCUUGGCUCAUCCCGCACGCCUCUGCUCACCCGCUCGCCGGCCGGUCGGCCCUGCCUCACCGCGCGCUAG
Molecule: messenger RNA, 507 nt
Organism: Lolium perenne
Lineage: Eukaryota; Viridiplantae; Streptophyta; Magnoliopsida; Poales; Poaceae
Source: RefSeq, a predicted model, not a curated record